This is a messenger RNA of Frankliniella occidentalis (western flower thrips), 4068 nucleotides long. RefSeq names its product ras-related GTP-binding protein C (gene RagC-D). The transcript is spliced from 8 exons. Gene Ontology annotation, molecular function: GTPase activity; GTP binding. Gene Ontology annotation, cellular component: lysosome; nucleus; Gtr1-Gtr2 GTPase complex. Gene Ontology annotation, biological process: cellular response to amino acid stimulus; cellular response to starvation; positive regulation of TOR signaling. The record is from RefSeq and is a predicted model, not a curated record. The coding region runs from base 116 to 1429 and encodes 437 amino acids. Lineage: Eukaryota; Metazoa; Arthropoda; Insecta; Thysanoptera; Thripidae.
UAAAUUUUUACAUAUUGGAUACAAAUACUCUUCCGUCGCGCCAUGUCCGCGCGCUUCGGCGGGUUUCCGGUCACAUGGUCAUGGGAUGACGAAUAAGUGAUGUUUUGUUUUGUUGAUGCAGAUACUGAGAAACGACAAGGUUCAACUCAACAUGUCGUACGAACAGGACGAAGAGGAUCAGUACACCCAGUACGUCGGAUCCUUUCCCAAGGAGUUUGGCUAUGGACCCUUUGACGGCGAUGGAGAAGGCCUCGCGGGACCGCUCACUGGCGAGCAAAAGCCGCGAAUUCUUCUCAUGGGACUACGUCGGAGUGGCAAGUCUUCAAUCCAGAAAGUGGUGUUUCACAAAAUGUCACCAAAUGAAACAUUAUUUCUUGAAAGCACAAACAAGAUUAUCAAAGAUGAUAUUUCUAAUUCAUCAUUUGUCCAGUUUCAAAUUUGGGAUUUUCCGGGUCAAAUCGAUUUUUUUGAUCCAACAUUCGAUUCAGACAUGAUAUUUGGGGGCUGUGGUGCUCUUGUAUUUGUAAUAGAUGCUCAAGAUGAAUACAACGAUGCACUUAAUCGGCUACACCUGACUGUGACCAAGGCCCACAAGGUGAACCCUAGUAUAAGAUUUGAGGUCUUUAUUCACAAAGUUGAUGGCUUAUCUGAUGACUACAAAAUGGAAACUCAAAGGGACAUUCAUCAAAGAGCUAAUGAUGAUUUGCAAGAAUCAGGUCAGGACCAAAUUCAUUUGAGCUUCCAUCUAACAUCAAUUUAUGAUCACAGUAUAUUUGAAGCGUUCAGCAAAGUUGUUCAGAAACUCAUCCCUCAACUUCCUACACUUGAAAAUUUGCUGAAUAUUUUGAUUUCGAAUUCAGCCAUUGAGAAAGCUUUUCUGUUUGAUGUGGUCUCAAAGAUAUAUAUUGCCACUGAUUUUUCACCUGUUGACAUGCAGAGCUAUGAGUUAUGCUGUGACAUGAUUGAUGUUGUGAUUGAUGUGUCUUGCAUCUAUGGUUUACAUGAAGAUGCAGAGGCGGCAGCCUUUGACUCCCAGAGCUCCAGCCUUAUCAAGCUUAACAAUGGUACCAUACUCUACUUGAGAGAAGUGAACAAAUUUUUAGCUCUAGUCUGCAUUUUGCGUGAAGCUAAUUUUGACCGUCAAGGUGUCAUUGAUUAUAACUUCCUAUGCUUUCGAGAAGCUAUUCAACAAGUUUUUGAGCUGCGCAGUAAGAACCAAAUUGCUUACAAUACUAGUUCUCAGGGUAAUGCCUCAGCUGUUGGUGAAUCAGGCCCAAAUACAUCAACUGGUACAAGUGGGACAAGUAAUGGCUUGUCAAAUCCCACUGCUAUGGACAACUCUCCAAGUAAUAAUACUAAUGAAUCUCUUAAACAGACUCCCUCAGUAAUUUAUCCAGUAUCGGUAACAGACUCAGCUGUUGCUUCUUGAAGUCUUUAAGGUCUAAUCUUCAUGUGAUGGGUGAAUUUGUUUUUAAAUUGCAUUUUCACUUCUAGUAUCUUGAGAAAGCUCUCUUUCUUAUUUUUGAGUUCACUGAAGACUUAAUAUGCUUGAGCAAAUCGGCUGUACGUAUCAGGUUUUGUUAUUAGCAUGGUCUAUUCUGCUGACAAAGCUUUUUGUCUAGUCUAAAUUUACUAAGUUCAGUAAAAAAAAAAUAUAAAUAAAUAAAUAUAGAAACAAAGCAACUUAUAUUUUAAGUAUCAGAAGAUCUCUCCUCACUGUAGAAUUUGUUGCCUAACAAUGAAGCUUUUAAUACAUAGUUGCUUUGAUUUGUACCAUUUGCUCAUUUUGACUGACAUGUUUCAUAUGUAAAUGUCUUGCAAGUGUCAUUCUUUUUCUUAAACACAUAUUCUAAUGAUUCAUCUGGUCAAAGUUCUCCUUAUGUAAAAUUUAUUUUUACUCAUCCAUUUUCCAUUUUUUAUUAUCAUAAAUUUAUCAUCACAUUAUUUUGAAUUUGUCAUGGUGCUGUAUCUCUUUUGUUAUGUUCUGUCCCCAUAAUUUCUGCAGUCACAUUUGUCAUCUUCUGGCUGUGGUUGGGCUGUUACACUGUCCAAUGGUAUGAGAUGCAUCUUGUCAGGCAUGUAAAUCUAUCAAUUCAUAAGUUUUUAGUUUUAGCUGUCUUAUUCUCUUUAAUUUGAUAGAUCAUUCUAGGCUGCUUCAGAGCCUAUAUUUGGGCACUGUUUCUUGCUGUGUUAAGAAUAGGUUAGAUAUUAAUGUUAGUAACUUACUAAAUGGUUACUGGCUUUGGAGAUGAGUCCUGUGAUGAAAAAGACUACACAUUAAUGCAAUUUAUGAGUUGUUGCACCUUGCCGUCUUUGUAAUAAUCAUAUAUCUGUAAUGUGUGAUUAUCAUGACUAAACCUCCUAUUCUGCCCUUAAGGUAAUGAUUAAGCAAAAUGAAUGAUGGUGCUGCUGGUUUAGAAAGUUCCUAAGCACUCAUUCAUUUGAUCAAUUACUAGGUUGAUGAGUUGUAAUUAUGUUAAAGUGUAAAAGUUUUAUUUUUUUACUGAAAAUUAUCUAUGUCUGUUAUUGUUACCGCUAUUUUCUUGUAUGAUAUAGUCCUCAGUUUGGGGUUUUGGUUGAUCAACCUCCCUUUUCAUGAUCAAAUAUAAAAAUGAAGCAAAACACAAAGCUUUGUUUUCUAAUGAGUCAUUCUGCUUGAAUUUCUUAUUUACUAGGACCACCAGAAGUAGAGGUGCCAAUGUUCUUUAUGAGUUGCUGAAUGGAGCACAAACUUAAGUUGAACAACUCACAUGUAUUUUGUGAAAUUCUGAAGAGACUGUAUUUUUGGAACUCAUCUUUGAUUAAUGGCUCAUGGUGAAUUAUUGAUCACAUACUUGAACUUUUGGUCUGAGACAUUCAGUUUGUGAGCUGGCCUUACAUUCAUGGAUCAUGAGUUCCUUCUCUUUGUCUUCUUCUUGCAUAAGUUGCUCAAUAUAAUGUGAGUCAUAAAGUAAUGAACUGUUGUUAUUUCAUACAAGUAGUCUAACCCAUCUUAUGCGAGGAGAAUCAUGUUACAGGUGGUUAAUGUCUGACUAGUUUUUAUAAUUGAUUGUACCCUAAUUUAACCUUGUAUCGGGAGGUUCUUCACUGGAAACUUCUCAUUAGUUGUUACCUUAUUUCUUCUGUUUUUUCAGCUUAAUUCAAUUUGUCGAGGAAUUCUGAAUGAAACCUCAAUGUAACUAUUUUGCCAGGUGCCUUAUUUUUAAUAUUUGUAUUUUUGUUUUGUUUUGUCUAGCAGUCAUGUCCAGUGCCAUAUAUUGUGAUGUGCGAGGGCAGACUUGAAAACGAACUUAGUGUUAUGGUUUACUUAUCCGAUGUGCCUUAGCAGCAAGAAUAUCCUUAAUACUACAGUAAUGUAUCACCAACCAGUAACUGAUAACAGAGGGGUCAGUUUUAAUUAAUUAAAUUCAAAGUUAUUCGUGUGUGCUUCCAAAGUAUUGAGAUUGUAGUACAGGUAUGAUACCUACAUGGAGGGAAAUUUUGAAUUUUCUCUUGAGAGCAAUACCUUUGAAGCAUGUACGGUAAAAUAUGUAAGAUCCUUACCAAUAAAGUAUUGAGGGACUUUGUAGGCUACAAACCUAUUUCAUCACAACUUGUAAAGCAGACACUUUGCAUUGUUAAAAAUUUAUUGCAAUUGCAAAGUUUUUGAUUCUUUCUAAAGUAAGUGAACCUGUGCAAUGCAACGUUUUUAUGAAUGUUUUACUGUGUGUGGGCUGCCUUAAAAACUAACUUGAAUAGGCUACACAUUUUGCCCUAACAAACAAUGCAUCUGCAAUGCAAGUGUCCUGUAUCAAAACAAUACCUGGAGGCACCCCCUACAAGUUUCCAAAGUUUUGCUCCUUUGAGAAAAUUAACUCUGCUGUUAGAAGGGCCCUUGUACACAUUAAAAUACGAAAAAAGGGAACAAUAUAACCCCUAACACGUAUUUUUGCUGUGUUUAGGCAAAGGUGCAUCCCCAUCCCCAUGUCAUAUACUUGAAUUGUCUGCUGGAUGCAUAUUUUAUGUACUUCAUUGAUGUCUGACAACUAUGUUACUUGCAUAUGUAUAUAAAAGUGUUUAUCUUUGUUA